AUACAACCGAGCAUAUACAUACAAAAAGAUUCCAAGGCCUUCUCUUUCGGAUUUCACCGCAUCACCAUAUACACAUAUGGAUGCAUAUGCAGACGUAUAUGUAUAUCUAUAGCUGAGCUGUUAAUCUCCUUGCUUGGGGGGUUUUUGUUUCUCAGGGAACAUCUGUGAGAAGAAAAAUGCUUCUUGUUGUCCAGGUUGAUUGAUUUUAUGCCGUUCAGUGAGUCAAGAUAAAUGGGUUAUGUUAUGGUUUGAUCCCAGUCGAGCCCUGGUUUCUGCUUUAGUGGGUGUAUGUGCAGAUGGCAAGAGAAAGCAAUUUUGGGCGCAAGCCUUACGGUAGGAGGAAGGUCCGAUCUGAGUGCAAGGGUUCUGAUGAAUCUGAUGAAGAUUACAUGGUUGAUGAAAAUGAAUGUGAUGAGUCAGAGGAUGAAUACUCUUCCUUUGCUGGGGAUGAAUCUGAGGAGAUUCUAGGUGAAUGUGAAUAUGAGGAAGAGGAUGAUGAGGAAGAGCUGGAGAGGAAGAAGGUUAAGAAGGUUGCUAGACAAAGAGAACCACAGAGAAAGAAAAACAGAGCUGUAAAACCAAGAAAAAGGAAAAGAGUUUCGUACAGGGAAGAUGAUGAUGAAGAUUAUGACGAUGAUGAUAAUGAUGAGGACUUCAAACCAGAUGAAGUUUAUGGUGUAGAUGAUGAUGACGUUGAGUUGCCCGUAACAAAAGGAAACAAGAAGUUGGGCAGGGCACGGUUGCAUAAGGACAUUUCCAAAGGGGAAGAAGAUGAUGAAGAAGAUGAGCUACCCAUGGCGAAAGGGAAUAAGAAGUGGGGCAAGCCACAGUUGCGCAAGAGCAUUGCCAAAGGGGAAGAAGAAGAAGAAGAUGAUGAUGAUGUUGAAUUCACACUAGAUGAAGUUUAUGGUGCAGAUGAAGAUGAAGAUGAGUUGCCCAUGACAAAGAGGAACAAGAAGGUGGGGAAGUCACGGUUGCACAAGGGCAUUGCCAAAGGGGAAGAAGAAGAUGAUGAUGUUGAAUUCACACUAGAUGAAGUUGAUGGUGCAGAUGAAGAUGAGUUGCCCAUGACAAAGAGGAACAAGAAGGUGGGGAAGUCACGGUUGCACAAGGGCAUUGCCAAAGGGGAAGAAGAAGAAGAAGAUGAUGUUGAAUUCACACUAGAUGAAGUUGAUGGUGCAGAUGAAGAUGAGUUGCCCAUGACAAAGAGGAACAAGAAGGUGGGUAAGUCACGGUUGCACAAGGGCAUUGCCAAAGGGGAAGAAGAAGAAGAAGAUGAUGUUGAAUUCACACUAGAUGAAGUUGAUGGUGCAGAUGAAGAUGAGUUGCCCAUGACAAAGAGGAACAAGAAGGUGGGAAAGUCACGGUUGCACAAGGGCACUGCCAAAGGGGAAGAAGAAGAAGAUGAUGAUGAUGAAUUCACACUAGAUGAAGUUGAUGGUGCAGAUGAAGAUGAAGAUGAGUUUCCCAAGACAAAGAGGAAUAAGAGGGUGGGAAAGUCACAGUUGCACAAGGGCAUUGCCAAAGGGGAAGAUGAUGACGACGACGAUGAUGAAGAAUUCACACCAGAUGAAGUUGAUUGUGCAGAUGAUGAAGAAGAUGAGUUUCCCAUGACAAAAAGGAACAAGAAGCUGGGAAAGACACAGUUGCACAAUGGCAUUUCCAAAGGGGAAGAAGAUGAUGAUGUUGGAUUCGCAUCAGAUGAGGUAGAUGAGGUUGAUGGUGUAGAUGAAGAAGAUGAGUUGCCUAUGGAAAUGGGGUAUGGGAAGUUGGGCAAGUCACGGUUGAGAAAGGGCAUUGCAAAAGGGGAAGAAUAUGAUGAUGAUGAUAAUGAUGAUGAUUAUGAAUUUACACCAGAUGAGGUUGAUGACUUGGAGGAUGAAGAAGAUGAGUUGCCCAAGAUGAAAGGAGGUAGGAAGUUGCACAAGGGCAUUGCUAAAGGUGAACAGAGUAAGACAACCUCUAAAGUCUCAAAGAAGAUCAAAAGGGGGAAAUCUAGAAAUAAAUGUGGAGUAAAGAAGAAAGAGAGAGUCGAUGAAAAGGGGAAGAUAAAUGACAUGAGCUCACUGGAAGCAAAGAAUAAGAUCAUUGUAGAAGGGAGAAGAAACAAAAGGCUUAUUGUACAUUCUGAUUCAGAUUCUGUGAGUUCUGGGCCAUUGGACUAUGAAUACACUAUUUCUGAAGAAGAGAGAGAACAAGUCAGAGAAGCCACUGAAUUUUGUGGAGGCUUGACUGGUAGCUGGAGGUGUCCAGCGAUCUCAAAGAAUUUAAUGGAAAAAGAAACUCCACGGUUACAAAAGAAGCGUUCAAAAAGAAAAGAUAAGGAGAAGGUAGAAGAAUGGAAGACUGAAGCAGGAAAGCAGGUUUGUGGAAUUUGUUUGUCUGAAGAAGGUAAAAGGAGAGUCCGAGGAACAUUGAAUUGUUGCAGCCACUACUUCUGCUUUGCUUGCAUCAUGGAGUGGUCGAAAGUUGAAUCCCGUUGCCCCCUCUGCAAGCAAAGAUUUGUUACAAUCAGUAAGCCUGCAAAAUCAAACGCUGGCUUUGAUUUGAGGACUGUGGUUAUUCAAGUCCCUGAACGCGAUCAGGUCUAUCAACCAUCUGAAGAGGAGCUUAGAGGGUAUCUUGAUCCAUAUGAAAAUGUAAUUUGUACUGAAUGUCAACAAGGUGGAGAUGAUGCUCUUAUGCUACUGUGUGAUCUCUGUGAUUCGCCUGCUCAUACUUAUUGUGUUGGUCUUGGGCAUGAAGUACCAGAAGGUAAUUGGUACUGUGAAGGCUGUAGGCCUACUGCUCUUGAGACCCAACAAAACUUGAAUCUUACACCUGAGAAUAGAACAAGCAACAACUUCUCUGUUGGAUCAUCCCCUGUGACCAAUGUGAGGGAGACUUUUGAUUUAAAUGAGAUGUAUGUACCGGAGGCACCAUUAACACAAGAAGCUUGCCAUGUUCCGUCGCCCAGAAUUGGUCAGGCUGCUUUAUCGGCUUCUGGUUCUGUGGCAUCCACUGUUUCUGACAGGAGAAGGAUACAGCGUCAAAUACACCAAAUUCUUAUUAAUAAUGGUAGAAUGAGACAGAUAGAUAAUAGAACUACUGGGGCAAUGACUAGUGUGACAGGGAAUUAUCUUUUUGGCUCUCAAAUUGGUCAAAUUAGGGAGUUAGCACCUCAACCUGUAGUAGCAGCAUUAGAGAGGGCACCCCGUACUUUUCUUCAUGGAAGAAGGUUACAGGAGAAUAUGAAUGCUUUUGCUACAACAUCCAGCCAUUUGAAUGAGCAAUCAAUUCAAAACCAACCCUCUACAUCAGUUCAGAGCUCAUUUAGUGGAUUAUUCCAAGGUGAAUUUGGAGCGGUUAACUCAGAUAUCGGCUCAGGUCUGGUUCAUCAGCAACUCCAUCCCUGCAGUAGCAGACCUAACAUUGUGCCUGAUGCUAGCACAUCUCCUUAUCAGUUUAGAGAGGCUACAGUACCUUCAAGGACAUGGCAUGGAGGUUACAAUCACCAUUUUAGCUAAAGCCAAGUGAAUUGCAGAUAUCCUCAGAAUCUCGGAAAUUUGUGGACAGGACAGUGAAGUAUCUUAUAUCAUACAUGAGGUCAUUGCAUGCCUUAUUUCAAAUUAUUUUUUUAACGGGGUACAGUGAACAACAUUGUGUCCUUGUUGAUGGAAUAGCGAUCAGGGGAAGAGUGUUGUGUCGUUAUUGAUGGAAUGAAUAGCAAGCAAUCAAUCCGAUCUGAGAAUGGCAUUGCUCACAUUUGACUCUGUUGCAAACAACCAUUUUCUUAGUGUAGUAUUUUCUUUCCAUAUUUUUUCCCCCUACAAUGCCCGCCAUAAUUGAUUGAUUGUCAAUUAUGUUC
This is a messenger RNA of Ipomoea nil (Japanese morning glory), 3847 nucleotides long. RefSeq names its product ABC transporter F family member 4-like. Bases 297 to 3506 code for a protein of 1069 amino acids. The transcript is spliced from 4 exons. NCBI's taxonomy places the organism in Eukaryota, Viridiplantae, Streptophyta, Magnoliopsida, Solanales, Convolvulaceae. The record is from RefSeq and is a predicted model, not a curated record.